Symbiodinium necroappetens is the source of this 233-nucleotide messenger RNA. The record is from the annotation of a GenBank genome assembly. Lineage: Eukaryota; Dinophyceae; Suessiales; Symbiodiniaceae.
ACCUUGCUCUCCGUCAUCAAGCGCAACGAACGAUCCGGGGUCUACGAGGCCUCCGAAGCGACGACGAUGGCCACCGAGGACGGGCAGCUCAGCAUUGUGACACAGACCGACAUGUCGGGCGGCACACCCGUUGGCGGGAAGGGAUAUUUGCAGCUGCCAGGGGCAGGAGGCAAACGAGGGCCCGGAAUCAACGACAUCUCAUCCUCGCCACUGUGGAAGCGACGGCAACAAAA